Messenger RNA from Brugia malayi, 111 nucleotides. The record is from the annotation of a RefSeq genome assembly. Lineage: Eukaryota; Metazoa; Nematoda; Chromadorea; Rhabditida; Onchocercidae.
AUGUUCAUAACUUUUGAAGCAAUAGACGGCUCUGGUAAAACAAUACAGUCUGAGUUGCUUGCAAAUUAUUUUAAGCAAAUUCACGAUGAAAAAUAUGGUAUUGACUCGAGA